GCCCAGCCCAAUACUAAAUAAGACAGAACACAUUUUACCGUAUAACCUCUCCUCCUUAGGGUUCUGUCUCUCCGAUCACUUCUCCGACUGCAGAAAUGACCAACUUCAGGAAGCUUGGCCGGCAUGCGGGUCACCGUAUCUCCAUGCUCAGGACUCUGGUAUCUCAAUUGGUCAAGCACGAGCGUAUAGAGACCACCGUCACCAAGGCUAAAGAGGUGCGUCGUCUUGCUGAUAACAUGAUUCAACUCGGUAAAGAGGGCUCGCUUGAUUCAGCAAGGCGAGCAGCUGGUUUUGUAAGGGGAGAUGAUGUCCUUCACAAGAUUUUUACUGAAUUGGCAUACCGAUACAAAGAUAGAGAUGGUGGAUACACAAGAUUGUUACGUACUCGCAUUCGAGUUGGUGAUGCUGCUCCUAUGGCGUAUAUCGAGUUUAUUGACAGAGAGAACGAGCUUAGGCAAUCGAAUCCAGCAACACCUCAACCACCACAACGAGUACCCUUGGACCCAUGGGAUAAAUCACGCCUCAUGAAGCAAGUUGCUCCACCUAAGGAGGAGAAAAUCUCCAUCAUCCAUUAGUUGCCAUAAUAUGUUUUAACGGAAGUAAUAAAGUUACUUUGUUGUUGGUUCUGAACAUUAAAAGUGAGUCUUGAAAGCAAUAACAGGUCUUCUGAGGCUUUUUUUUUAGCUUAUCUUAAAUGUUAGUAAAACUUUAUCUUUU
Brassica rapa (field mustard) is the source of this 717-nucleotide messenger RNA. Its product is annotated as 50S ribosomal protein L17. Gene Ontology annotation, biological process: translation. The record is from RefSeq and is a predicted model, not a curated record. Lineage: Eukaryota; Viridiplantae; Streptophyta; Magnoliopsida; Brassicales; Brassicaceae. Gene Ontology annotation, cellular component: cytosolic large ribosomal subunit; ribosome. Gene Ontology annotation, molecular function: structural constituent of ribosome.